Sardina pilchardus (European sardine) is the source of this 4635-nucleotide messenger RNA. It is a transcript of the gene trappc14, whose product is annotated as trafficking protein particle complex subunit 14. Gene Ontology annotation, molecular function: alpha-tubulin binding. NCBI's taxonomy places the organism in Eukaryota, Metazoa, Chordata, Actinopteri, Clupeiformes, Clupeidae. Gene Ontology annotation, cellular component: TRAPPII protein complex. The transcript has 10 exons. The record is from RefSeq and is a predicted model, not a curated record. Bases 236 to 2035 code for a protein of 599 amino acids. Gene Ontology annotation, biological process: cilium assembly.
GUUAGCUAGCUUGACACAGUUAGCUAGCAAAGGCAGCCGGGGGACACAAUGAAUGACUUAUUAUUACCGCAGAACUGUUAGACUCGUUAACAUUUUAGGAAAGCGAUCUAGCUACCAGUAAUUUUGUUUUUAAUCGAAACAAGCUAGCAUACGUAACGUCGGUUACGUAUAAAUACACAGCGUUAUGCUAUCUUGCUGAUAUAAUAUUGCUUGCGUCCCAUUGUUUCCGUUAGUAAUGGUUUUAAUGAUGGAAUCCCAAUGUGAAUAUUUCAUGUAUUUCCCGGCUGUUCCUAUAUCAGAUUUGUCUGAUCCCGCUCGAUAUCGUUCACUUCCACGUCGCAGUCACCUCUACCUUGGUGAGACUGUGCGUUUUCUGCUCGUCUUGCGCUCACAAAAUGGUGCGUCUGGGCUCACAAGCAGCGGGGGUGUGGACAGUGUCGCCGGGUCGGAGCACCCCAACAGUCGGGCUUGGAGGGACCUUGCUAAUUCUUUGUGCGCGGUUGCAAGUGUCUGUCCCGGCGACAGCCGUAAGCGACAUAUGUAUCAUGAUUAUCAUAGCAGUGGGGACGAGGGUAUGGAGGAUGCUGAUGAAGAUGACCUGGUUGAUGGUUGUCGAGGGGGGUCUAAAAAACGUGGAUUCCGAGAAUGUAAACCGUUGCUUAUUCACAACAGUCCCGGUAACGGUGUGCGAGAAUUCCGCAAGGCACCCUUGCAGUCCCCUGCAGAUGAGCCUGUGGUUCUAAACGAUGAGGUCAUUUUCCCGCUCACUGUGUCUCUUGACAAACUUCCUGUCAGUACACUUAAAGUGAAGAUAAUCGUGACCGUUUGGAAGCAGGAAGAGGAGCGGCCUGAGAUCCAGGAUCAUGGUUACCUCAGCAUCUUACAGCAGAAAAGCCCCUGUCAAACUUUCCACCAAGAUCUUAACACGUUCAAAGCCCAAGUCAGCACCACACUGAAUGUCCUGCCUCCCCCCGGCCUGAGGUGUCAGCAGAUGACUGUGUCUGGCAAGCACCUCACUGUCCUGAAAGUCCUGAAUGGGAGCUCUCAGGAGGAGGUAUGUGUGCGCGACAUCCGAAUCCUGCCUAACUUCAACGCCUCUUAUCUUCCCAUGAUGCCUGAUGGUUCAGUCCUGCUGGUUGACAAUGUCUGCCACCAGUCUGGUGAGGUGGGCAUGGCGUCAUUCUUCAGGAUGGAGAGCAUGUCGAGCCCCCUUCCCAGCAUGCUGAGCGCCCUGGAGGAGCAGAACUUCCUGUUCCAGCUGCAGCUGAAUGAUCAUCCACAGGAGGAUACUAACGAGGGUCUGGAGGUUCCGCUCGUGGCCGUCCUCCAGUGGUCCACCUCCAAGCUGCCCUUCACCAACUCCAUCUACACGCACUAUAGUCUGCCCAGCGUGCGGCUGGACCGGCCCCGCUUCAUCAUGACCGCCAGCUGCCCCAGCGCCGUGAGGGCACGAGAGCACUUCCGGGUCCGAUACACGCUGCUCAAUAACCUGCAGGACUUUCUGGCCGUCCGGCUGGUUUGGACACCAGAGGGUAAGAGUGGCCGAGGUCAUAAGGAAGACCCUGCUGUCAACGCCGUGGUGUGUCACUCCCCACUCAGUAACCUUGGUUACUGUCGCAAGGGCAGCACACUCUCUGUCACCGUGGCCUUCCAGAUUCUGAAAGCUGGACUGUUCGAGCUGAGCCAGCACAUGAAGCUGAAGCUGCAGUUCACGGCGUCCGUGUCCAACCCGCCCCCGGAGGCCCGGCCGCUGUCCCGCAAGAGCAGCCCGUCCAGUCCGGCCGUGCGCGACCUGCUGGAGCGCCACCACCAGGCCAGCCUGAGCCUCGGCCGCUCGCAGUCCUUCUCCCACCAGCAGCCGUCCAAGUCGCACCUCAUGAGGACUGGCAGUGUUAUGGAGCGCCGGGCCAUCACCCCGCCGGUCGGCUCUCCCGUGGGCCGUCCGCUCUACCUCCCCCCCGAGCGCAGCGUCCUCUCCCUGGACAAGAUUGCCAAGCGCGAGUGCAAGGUGCUGGUGCUGGAGGCAGCCAGAUAAACUCCCCCAUCCCAUCCCUCCUCUCUCCAACUCUCCACUGUUGUAUAACACCACUGGGUUAUCUGUAUUUUAGGUGUACGAGGAGUUUAGAGCUACGAAGCUAUUUGCAUUCGGGGGGGAAAACUGGAACAGAAUAUGUAUGUAUUAAUUCAUGAGAACUUGAACACAACACAAACAUGUUUAUUGGAGCCCUCUGUCUUUAGAUUAGCGUUGGUGAUAGCAAGCGACAAGUAAUGUUUCAGUCUUCACAUUUCACAUGGAUCUCGUAAAUGUUGAUGUUGAUCUUUCAGAAAAGGUUCUUAUUUGGUUUAUGUUUACUGUUGUUUGGGGAGAUGGCUCUUGAGCUGAACAAAAUGACCACUUGUCUGUAGGCAAACAGACACCACACACACACACACAGCACACAUUCCUGAUUCAUCAGAGCUCUCCCACCCACUCUCUCUCUCACACACACACACACACACACACACACACACACACACACACACACAUACACACACACACACACGCCAGUAUACCAGCUCAUAGUCACGCUGUCUUUGGAAUGCUGUAAAAGACAUAUGAACCGUGAGGAAACCCAUAUGUCUUAUGAGGCCACAUCGACAGCACAAUCCAAACAGACUCUCACUCGUUCGUAUUUACAAUGUUAUUUCUUUGUGUGUGCGUGUGUGUGUGUGUGUGUGUGUGAGAGAGAGAGAGAGAAAGUGAGAGAAAGGGAGCAGCUAAGAGAAGCAUAUGGGCCAAGAAGUGAAAUGGUGAGUCUGACUGCAUCGUGACUGCAUCCAGUCUGUACUGUGUGUAUUUAUACACAUAUGCGCAUGUGUGUGUGUGCGUGUGUGUGUGUGUGUGCGCGUACGUGUGUGUGUGUGUGGGAUGGGGCUCCGUGUUUGCUGACAUCUUCCUGUCAGACUGCAUUGUGCUCGCUCAGCCCUUUGGUGAGCUGACUCACGUCGCCACACUGGAAUCUGUUUAUUUUUUCCUCCUGUAAUUUAACUGUAGCCUCAAGAAAUGGGUGGCUGAACUCCUCGCUAUUUAUUUCAUCAGGUGUUGUUGUUUUGCGCCCGCAAUAAACGCAAUCCUCUCAAAAAGCACUUGCACUCUGCUAACAAACAAAACUGACAUUUCUCCCGCGCUCGCAUCAUUCCUGGGUUGUUGCUUUUGAGUGUUCUAAUCCUUAACGCUUUACUCACUUCCCGUGUUUAUUGUUUUAUUUUGUUUUGGUGUUAUUUUGUUUUGUUUGAGCGCCAGUGUGACGUUUAUGUGCUUUUUUUUAAAAAAAAACGCUCCCGGCGACCACUUCCUCUUGUUCUGCUCUAUAGUGUGCCAACUGCACGGUCUUUUUGUUACUUACCCUCCCAUGACCAAAAAUGCUGCACACACACACACACAUUCACUGCACACUCACCACAGACACACACACACACACACACACACACACACACAAUCACCUCACCUCCUCACCUCCUCUGGGCCCGUAUCAGGGGCAUUGAGUCAUGUCGUCUUGCCCCCAGCUUGGCCUUAUUGUCAGACACCAUUUUGAUUUAUUCUGUCCCCAACAUUCCUCCUCCCCCUCCCUCCCCCUCCUGCUUUCCUGUUGUCACGGUGACACGGUGGUUGGUUGCACACCCACCUCCCACAGCCCCCCCAACCCAUAAUGCAUUCAUCAUCACUGAACUGUGACAGUAGACUCCAGACCCCCCUAGCCCCCCCUCCUCCCCUCCUCCCCUCUUCCCACUCUUUGCCAUAGCGAGCUGCACACGGAUGUUCUACCCACUGCCACUGCCUGGGGCCUUUAUUGGUGAUCAGCCGGCUGUCACUAGGGCUGGAGUGCAUGUGGGCAAGUCCAUUGAUUCUACAGCACCAUGUACAUGCUGACAGCUGUGUCUGCAUCACGAAAGCUGCUGAAAGAACCUCAAUACUGGCUGGGUGUUUCAUGACGGGAGGCUUACUAUGGGAUGUUCUUGUAUAGUGAAGCAUUGCACUUCCUGUGAAGUAGACUUCAUCUUUUUUUAUUUUUUUUUGUCCGUAGACUUUUGUGCACUUUUCAGGGAGUCUGCAGACAAUCCAAUGCAAAUCUGUGACAGGCGUGAAAAAUAGCAUUCCUGUGCUGUCUUGGACACUGGAAUUGUUCUGUGUGGAUGUUUUCAUUUAUGCUUCUUUUUAAAAAAAAAUCUAGCUUUGUAGCUGUAUCAUUUAGCCUCUUUUGUUGCAGUGCAACACAUUGUUGGAUGUUUUGAAUGUAUGAGUUAUGGUUUUGGUUUUGUUUGAAGUUUCAAAUGAGCAGCUACUUGAGAGAGAUUCACUCCUCUGUUUUCCAUUAGUCCUUCCAUUUCAGUCGUCGACAGCACAUGAGGAGUCAGACAUCUGACAGGGUUUUUGUUUUCAUUAUUUCCUUGGGGAUUUUAUUUCAUUCAAGCACUUUAUUUUUACAGUUUUAAGUUAUUAAACUCAAGAAAACAAAGACGUUUGGUCAGUGAUGUCAAUAUAUUGCCUCCCUCCACUGUCUUACUUUUGAACUUAUUUUAAAGAGGGUUUUGGUUAUGUUACUUGUGUUGAAUGUGUGAAAAAUGUGAUCUGGUCCUUGUGCUUGAAUAAAUAUA